Acanthochromis polyacanthus (spiny chromis) is the source of this 2412-nucleotide messenger RNA. RefSeq names its product serum response factor-like. The transcript has 8 exons. The record is from RefSeq and is a predicted model, not a curated record. Bases 358 to 1878 code for a protein of 506 amino acids. Lineage: Eukaryota; Metazoa; Chordata; Actinopteri; Pomacentridae. Gene Ontology annotation, molecular function: DNA-binding transcription factor activity, RNA polymerase II-specific; protein dimerization activity; serum response element binding. Gene Ontology annotation, biological process: positive regulation of transcription by RNA polymerase II.
GUAUCCUUAUGUGGAGCGGAGUGAUCUGGGGGGGCCGGGCCUCGCUGCUCAAACUUUCCAACUUUAUUUUCUGAUUUCUGAUCGAUUCUUUGGAAAUAAUGUUCCCAGGCUCCUGCACCCGUGUUCCCCGGCGGCUCCGCCUGAAGUCCCGCUGACUCCCGAAACCUCCCGGCGGUACCGUAGCUCUGCUUGUUGCCGUUAGCCGUUAGCUCCGCAGCUAGCGGGGCCGUUAGCUCGCUCUGUCCGUGCUGCGAGCUCCGAGCCCCGGCGGAGGGUCGUUGUUCUCGCCGCCGGAGUUUUGACACGCCGGGAGGAGGGAGCCUCCAGGCCGGGCCGGUGAGGGGGACGCUGCGGGGAAUGCUGGCGGAGACCGGAAUGGGCACCAGAAGUGGACCCGGGCCGGCGGGCAACAGAACCGGGCUCAGCAGCCUUCCCGUGAACACAACCGCCCCCGGUACCGACGGAGGCCAGUUCGAGGACCGGGAGUUCAGCUCCGAGGUGGUCUACAGCGGCUCCGACCAGGACUCCGACUCCGGGGAGGACGAGGACACGGCGGGUUCAGGCGGGGACCGGAGGGGCGUGAAGCGGGAGCGGAGCGACCCGGAGGUCGGGCGGCAGGCGGCGCAGAGCUCCGGAGGCCUGAGCGGGGGGUUCGGCGGGGUCGGUGCAGGGGUACCGGGGGUCAAACCCGGCAAGAAGACCAGAGGGAGGGUCAAGAUCAAGAUGGAGUUCAUCGACAACAAGCUGAGGAGAUACACGACGUUCAGCAAGAGGAAGACCGGCAUCAUGAAGAAGUCUGCUGGAGAACCUCACUGUGGUUCCACCUUCAGUCCACAGGAACCGUACCUGAUCCUGUGUGAGGGAAGAACUCACCUUUCCUCCCGUCCCCCUGUCCCCCUGCAGGCCUAUGAGCUGUCCACGCUGACGGGGACGCAGGUCCUGCUGCUGGUGGCCAGUGAGACGGGUCACGUUUACACAUUUGCAACCAGGAAGCUGCAGCCGAUGAUCACGUCUGAGACGGGGAAGGCUCUGAUCCAGACCUGCCUCAACUCACCCGACUCACCGCCACGCUCCGACCCGUCGUCCGACCAGAGGAUGAGCGCCACGGGCUUCGAGGAGACGGACCUCACCUACCAGGUCCCUGAGACAGACAGUUGCUUGGACGGUGGAAAGGAUGUGAUCAAACCCACUUUCAGCCUUCCUGCCUCCACACCUUCAUCCUCCUCCUCCUCCUCCAAUGGGACAGUGCUGAAGACGUCGGCAGGUGUUGUGCUUCCUGGAGGCUUUACCUUGAUGUCAGGUGCGUCGUUCCCCCCUGGCACACACACCAUCCCACUCAGCCAGCUGCAGGGCCCCACGGCCCCAGGCCCCACCCCCACACUGCAAGCUCCACCCACACAGCCGACCACACUGCUCCGCCUCCCUGCAACCGUGUCACUGUCAGGUCCUACAGUUUCUCAGCAGCUUCAGACCAUCCAGGUUCAACCCAGCAGUCAGCAGACCUCCACCAAUCAGAGCAGCCCUGACAUCCACAGCCCCACCUCCUCCACAGCCGUGUCCGUCGUCUCCUCGUCCUCCUCCUCGGUAACGGGUCACAUGAUGUACCCCGGUGGUCACACGGUGAUGUACGCCACCCCCACGCCCUCAUUGGGCGAUGGCAGCCUGACCGUCCUCAACACCUUCCCCCCGACAGGCCACGCCCAGUCACAUGAUCCCGCCGUCCCGCAGGUCUUCCUCACUUCGCUUCCUCCAGUCGCUGCUCAGAUUCCAGUUUCUGCAGUGCAACUUCACCCGAUGGUGAUCAGUCAGCAGAGCAGCAGUAACCUGACGGAGCUGCAGGUGGUCAGUCUGGACGUCCACCAAUCAAAAGAGGACUGAGAGUCACAUGACCGUCUCACCUGGAUUUGAUGUGUUUUAGUUUUGAUCAGACCAGGAGAACCAAACCUGACAGACUGAUACCCAGGAGAAUGUAGUGGUGUGUGUGUGUGUGUGUGUGUGUGUGUGUGUGUGUGUGUGUGUGUGUGUGUGUGUGUGUGUGUGUGUGUGUGUGUGUGUGUGUGUGUGUGUGUGUGUGUGUGUGUGUGUGUGUGUGUCUUUUGUAUAAGAUGAAAACUAAAAGUGCCAAAGUAUGGUUCAAGCAUUCCUGCUGCAGGUUUCUCUUAGUUUCUGAGGAUCACUUUCAGGUUCCAGCAGGUCAGAUGUUCUGCAGACUCCAUGUUUGUAGUUCUAUCUCCACUGGAUCAUCUUCUGGAGGAACCAUCAGCUGUUUGAACAAUGAUAAUGUGGGCCAGAGGUUCCUCUAAUGUCCUGUCUGGGCUAGAGAUCUUCAGUUUGUGUUUGUGUUGGAGCGUGGCUGUGAUUGUUUCCUUUGAAAUGAUCAAUAAUCGAUCAAUAAAACACUUUUGGACCAAA